This is a messenger RNA of Menidia menidia (Atlantic silverside), 5953 nucleotides long. Lineage: Eukaryota; Metazoa; Chordata; Actinopteri; Atheriniformes; Atherinopsidae. The record is from the annotation of a GenBank genome assembly.
GCGCUGAGAAAAGAGAAGGCAAAUGGAUCAGGCGGUGGAAAUGGAGAGCGAAAGGACUGGGAGGGUGAACAAAAAUGUUCAGGAGACAUGGCGUGGCAGCGUGACACAAUAAAGGAAUCCCUGCUCACCGAAAGGACUGCGCCGGAGGAACAAGUCAAAGCCCGGGAGUCGAGCUGUACGUGUGGAGGAUUUCCAUUCCUCUCUGCUUUGGUCUUUCCUCGUUUUACCUAAUCAGUGCGCACACACCGUCUCCGCUGAGCAGGAUCUGCAGGGAGAAGUCUGUGACCAGCAACCUCGUCUGACAGCGUACAAGGUUCCUCAGUAUGAGUCGAGAUGGGUGGAUGAAGAAGAAAGCCAACGCCAGUGAUGACAAUGGUUGGGCUGAGAGGGGCGGCUACAUGGCUGCCAAAGUGUCGAAACUGGAUGAGCAGUUUAAAUUGGAUGCCCCGAGAGAAAAGCAGAAGGAGGGAGCGAGUUCCAGCAUCUUCAGCGGAGUGGCUAUUUAUGUCAAUGGAUACACAGACCCAAGUGCAGACGAACUCCGCAGACUGAUGAUGCUGCACGGAGGUCAGUUCCACGUCUACUACUCGCGCUCCAAGACCACCCACAUCAUUGCUAGCAACCUACCCAACAGCAAAAUCCAGGAUCUCAAAGGGGAAAAAGUCAUCGGGCCAGCGUGGAUCACAGACAGUAUUAAGGCUGGGCGUCUGCUGCCUUACCUGAAGUACCAGCUGUACUCUAAACACAAGAACACGCUCUUUCCCGGCACGGCCUUGGAGGUUGCAGGCCCGAGCCGCGGCCCCUUUCAGGCGCUUGUUCCCCAAACGCGUCGUCUGCCGCAGCACAACACUGAGCUCUGUGUUCCCCACAAUGGGCUGCCCUCAUCCGGCCGCCAGAACAACUCCAUCCCUGUCCUCAACCACAGGGGAGCUCACCCUCAGCCCGCCCAGCACAGCUCCGAGGCUCGCCCGGGUCACCCCCGACCGGCCCAUUCAGCAUCCCUUCAACCCAUUACAGAUUCCAGGCACAGGGCGCCUUCACACACGGGGAGCUCACACAACUCCCUGCCUUCUCCUCACCCACAGCAGGAAGAAUGGAAAACAAAAAUGGACAGAAACGGACUACUGCGGACCUCACUAGAUAUCAUUAGCCAUUCAAUAAGGACAGAAACGCAUGAGUGUGGGGGAAACGAUCCUCAUGGCCCCGAAGCGUCUGAAAAUAAGUCUCCCUUGACCAAUGGACACCCUCCCCUUAUUGACAGUGCCUUAAAGCCAGAGGAGCUGUCCCCUGUGACGGAUCAGUCCUCUUCCAAUAGGGACAUGCCCCAAUGCAGAAUGAAGAACUCACCGGAUAAACCUCAGAGCCCUCCAGUGCGGACCCAGACCAAGCCAGACCCAUAUGAGUUUCCCCUCAGCCCUCCGAAGCAAUCUGACCCAUCCCCGGGUUUUGGGGGACAAUCCAGCACGCAAGGAGCCACUGACAAGACACCGAUACCUCCGCCUCCCACCUUCCACGAGGCCAUCGAAGCCGGUCAAGUCCAGCUUCUCCCUCAGCAGCUUCAGCCACCCCCUCAGGUCGACGCUAUUUCUGAGCAGGCUCAUCGUUCCCAUGCAUCUUAUGCCCGUCCACGUUCUUCCGGUCGACCGAACGGAAGCUACCACACUGCCUUGUCCCCUGGCCUGGCCUCCCCCGGCACGGCCACUCGGACAGCCGGACCCCGGCCUCCUGCUGACGGGUCGCCGUCCAAGGCUCCGGCGCCGCUGCUGGAGCAGACCGGCGGCCUGAUCUCCGAGUUCUACUCUCACUCCCGCCUGCACCAGAUCUCCACGUGGAGGAUUGGCUUCUCCGAGUAUGUCAAUAACCUCCACAGCAAACAGAAAGCCGUAGGGGGCACCUCCUACCCCGGGAAAGAUCGUUUGAGGAAAUCCGUGGCUCAGCGGUCUGCACACUGCCAAGGUACAUCAGCACCAGUCACCGUUAAGUCUUGCAUCCUCCACGUGGAUAUGGACUGCUUCUUUGUGUCCGUUGGGAUCCGACACCGACCAGAACUUAAAGGGAAGCCAGUGGCUGUUACCAGUAACCGUGGACAGGGCAGAGUGCCGGUCAGGCCUGGAGCUAACCCUCAGCUGGAGCUGCAGUACUAUCAGAGCAGACGCACGCUUCCUGGGCCCGAGAGUGCAGAGGACGAUCUACACACCACACCCUCACAAGAGAGUCCUGAUUCGUAUUCCAAUGGAAUGAACCUGGAUGCCGCUGCUCUCUCCAUGGCAGAGAUAGCUUCCUGUAGUUACGAGGCGAGGCAGGCGGGCGUGAGGAACGGCAUGUUUUUUGGCAAAGCCAAACAGCUGUGCCCGUCACUACAGUCUGUCCCAUAUGAUUUUGAGACGUAUAAAGAAGUGGCUCUGAGCAUGUAUGAGAUUCUUGCCGGUUACACACAUGACAUAGAGGCUCUGAGCUGUGAUGAAGCGUUGAUAGAUGGCUCCACUCUGCUGGCAGAGGUGGGCAUAAGCCCAGAUGACCUGGCCCAGGCCAUCAGAGCCGACAUCAAGGAGAAAACGGGAUGCAGUGCAUCAGUUGGCAUGGGGUCCAACAUCCUUCUGGCUCGACUGGCGACCCGUAAGGCCAAGCCAAACGGGCAGUACUUCCUCAAAUCUGAAGAGGUGGACGAUUUUAUCAGGGACCUCCCAGUGACCAGCCUGCCAGGUGUUGGGCAUGUUAUGGGCAAAAAGCUGGCUUUUAUGGGCGUCAAGUCGUGCGGAGACCUCCAGCAAGUGUCUUUAUCUCAGCUGCAGAAGAGGUUUGGGCCCCGGACCGGACAAACCCUGUUCCGCUUCUGCAGGGGUAUGGAUGACCGGCCCGUUCGCCACGAGAAGGAAAGAAAAUCUGUCUCUGCUGAGAUGAACUACAACAUUCGCUUCAGUAAGGUUGAUGAGGCCGAGUGUUUCCUGACUAAUUUAUCCACGGAGGUGCAAAAACGCUUACAAGAAGCAGGACUGAGGGGUCGCCGGGUUACCCUGAAGGUUAUGGUCCGAAAGGUGGGAGCGCCACUGGAGCCGGCGAAAUACGGUGGACAUGGCAUAUGUGAUAACUUAGCCAGGACCGUGAUGCUCGCUCAGUCCACAGACAGCGGUCAGCUGAUUGCCUCCGCGGUCAUCAAGCUGUUCCACGGCAUGAAGCUGCAGGUGCAAGACAUGAGAGGGGUGGGCAUCCAGGUUCAGAUGCUCGAGGGAAAUCACGCUGCCCCCCAGGACUGCCAGGGCUCUGGAACGCGCUCCAUCAAAGACAUGUUCUUAAAAAUGUCAACGGAGCCGUGCAUAAUUGUCACAGAUGCUGCAGACACUCGCCAAGAGCAGCCUUCCACAUCAAGAGGCCCCUCAGCUGUUUCCACGCCGCGUCCCACGUCACCCGGCGAGCCAACCCCAGGAACAAGCAAAGAGCAGCCGGCCUGCCGACAAACACCAAAACAUUCCCGAGCGCGCCUCAACUUCAGCAUUGAAAUCCCCUCCCCCUCACAGGUGGAUCGCUCUGUGCUGGACGCGCUGCCCGCCGAGCUGAGGGAACAGGUGGAGCAGUCGUGGACUAAGAGAGACGGGAGAUCGAAGAACUGCCGUUCGCCAAGUCUGCAGCUUUCCUCACCCAACCCACAUCCCGCCUCCCCUCCUCAUCCUGCACCGUGCACGCCACCGGCUGGGACAAUACUCCUUCAGAUUCCAAACCAGCCAGACAGCCCAGGAAUUGUACUGGAACUACCAAACUUCUCACAGGUUGAUCCAGAUGUAUUUGCUGCCCUUCCCAAAGAGCUACAGGAAGAACUGAAGUCUGCCUACAGUCGUGCAACAGAUGCUCAACCCCAAGUGAAAAUAGCAGCCAUAUUCCAUACAACAUGGCGUCCUUGUUUGCUAGUGAUGGAGCCGAAGAAUCCCCUGCUGCAGCUGAAGCAGCCUGGGCUGGGAACGGCCAUCGGCCAGGUGAAACGGCGCUACAAGAGGAAGAAUGCAACUGAAAAUGGUCCGUCCACUUCUAAACCAGACGUCCAGGUGUCUGUGGCGAAGCCAGUUCCUCGUCCUGUUCCAACGCUGGCUGGAGCGUGCGAGCUCAUAGACAUCAAAACGCUUAUGCGGGAAUGGGUCACUACAAUAACAGAACCCAUGGAGGAGGACAUCCUGCAAGUGGUGAAAUAUUGCACUGAUUUGAUUGAGGAUAAAGAUCUGGAGAAGUUGGAUUUGAUCAUUAAAUAUAUGAAAAGGCUCAUGCAGCAGUCGGUGGAGUCUGUCUGGAGCAUGGCGUUUGACUUCAUCUUGGACAACGUGCAGGUGGUUGUGCAGCAAGUUUACGGAAGCAUCCUGAAGAUGACGUGAAGAAGGAGCGCAGAGUGUUUUCACCGUGUGCCGUCGAUACAGCAGCGGUCCUUUGCUUUUUUAGCUGUUUUAGCACUGCCGAAUCCCCUGGUGUAGUAACAGCAGGAAAUCGCACUAAAUGAGAAAGAGCUAUGACAGUAUUCGAAAAAUGUAUGUAUAAUGUUUGUGUUUUAACCAACUUGAACUUGCUAUCGGCUCACGACAACCCAAAUAACUAAGAAUUUUUUGCAUGCUUAUCCUUUUCUUUGUCCGUACUCAAUUCUGGUUUGAUUUCUAAAGCAUCCAUUUGAGCCUGCUCUUGUAACGUUUAAAUAUCUCUUGUUAGAGAGUUACCACUUACGUAGCAGUUGAUUUAUUUCAAUUUAUUUAAGUAUUAUGUUACACAAAAAGACCUACAGCGAUAAAAUGCAAUUUCUUUUAAUUUCUUUGUCCUUGUAGCUCUCUUCAAGACAUUUGAAGAUACACAAAAAUGGUGUAAAAAAUCAAUGUUUCUUCAUCAUUGUUAGUUUGGUGCUCUUCAUCAUAUAUCUGUGAAAUAUUUGCAACAGCUGCAAACAGUAGGAUUUCUUUUUUUUCCUCAUCCCUGUCAAAAAAAGUGCCAAGCCUUGUUACUAUAGUGUAAAUAAUGUUUUUAAAGAUCCUUGUCAAACAUUUUGAAAGGAAAAAAAUGUGUAUGUAGAGGAAUUGCCUCUUUUAUUGUUUACUUGUAGUGAAUUCUUAGUAACUGUCAGCAAAUUGUUACUUUUCUCACUCUAAUUUUUUUAGUGUUCCAACAUGGAAAUCAAAAGCUAGCCAAAGUAAUUUUUUAAAGGUUUAGCUGUUGAUUCUUGGUAGCACUCUAAUUUCAAAUUACAUCAACAAGAGUCAUGGCAAUCAAGCAGCCUAUGCAUUUUUCCUUUAUUUUUUUCUCUUCUCUAACAAUUGAGCUUUUUCCUCGCGAUAAUGUAACAACUGUAAUUGAGCAAUUGUAUUGGAGGAAAUCCACCGUUGUAGUGUUUGUUUUGUUUUUGGUAAUGUUUUUUUUACUUGUUUCUUGUGUCUGAUCAUUGAAAUAAUGCUGGAAACAAGUGAUCCGAUUUAUAACUCUGUGGCCCAUCUUAUGCCGCUCACACCAUGGGGACACUAUGGCAUGAGGCUACAUUUCUGUAUUUCUUCUGUGUUCAUCCUGUACAAUGUAUCAUCGAAAGCACCCAGGAGACGCUGCUGGCUGACCUCUGAUCUCUCCAUGGAAGAUUUUAUGUACACGGUUGAAGAGUUUGUUUAAAGCAGUAUCCUUAUGCAAACCCAAACCAGAACUGUUUUCUUUUUUUAACACUUGUUGAAAUGAAUGUAACUUUGAAUGUGCUCGUUUGCAUUCACUCUCAAGAUGUUCUUUGUCUUCGCCUGUCGCAUAUUUCAUGAAAAGAAUGGCCACGAGUAAAAACUGGCCAGGGUUCUGUUUUCUAAACUGGCUCGUGCCUGAAGACCUGAAGCUGUGAACUUGUUUGUAAGUUUUCUAAACCUUGGUAAUAAACUGAAAAGUCUGUAUGAAUCUAUUUGUCCUGGGUUCUUAAUAAUGGCAACUAAGGUUGCAAAAUUUGACAAUAUAUAGAAAU